AUGUCCAGGCCACUCGCUCCGCUCCUGCACAGCACGCGCGCCGUGGCGUCAAGCUCGCGCGCGGCGGUCGCCCUCCCUGCUUCGGCGCGGCGCCACGCGUCGUCGUCGGCACCAGCCACGCCGCCGACCCCGCCAAAGAACUACCCCGACCACGUCCCCCUCAACGGCGCGCAGAACGCACUCCUCGCCGUCGGCUCGGGCGUCGUCGGCGUGCUCAACUACACGUCCCGCCCAGACCUCAUUGCGACACUGUCCGAGUCAACGGCGUCGACCUUCCUCCCCCGCCUGCAUGAAGCCAUGGCGUCGCACCCCGAGGGCCGCCAGAUCCUGCGCGACAGGCCCACGCUGUCAUCCAAGACUGUCAGCCUCGACUACCUCCGCGGCCUGCGCCGCGGCACUGUGGGGAGAGAGUAUGUUGAGUGGCUGGACCGCGACGGGUUUACGCCGGACGCACGAGAAAAGGUGCGCUACAUCGACCCGCCCUCCCUCGCCUACACCAUGCUGCGCUACCGCCAAACGCACGACCUGUACCACACGCUCUUCUCCCUCCCACCGACGCUGGCCCACGAGCUCUCCCUCAAGGUGGUAGAGUACGCCAACAUGGGCCUGCCGGCGGCGGCCCUGUCGUCGCUGUUCGGGCCGGCGCGGCUCAGCGGCAAGAUGCGCCAGCGGUGGAUCGACGACUGGGUUCCCUGGGCACUGCGAACCGGUACCGGCGGACGCACGCUCGUCGGCGUGUACUGGGAGAAGCGCUGGGAGCAGGGUAUUGGUGAGCUACGCCGCGAGCUGGGCGUGAGCCGGAACGAUGGGAACGGCGUCGAGGCCCGCUGGAGGGGAUACCGCGAGCUCCGGGAGAUGGAGCGGGCGCUGCGACGUACCGGCGAGUGGGUCGACGAGCCGGAGGAGUGGUAGGGGUGGGGAAGGGUGAGGAAGAAGGUGUCGGGUGCUCGUGAGUGCCCUUGGUGCACUGUGGCGGGUCAGUAGUGAGCAUGCAUGCAUGUAGUACAGUGUA
Molecule: messenger RNA, 1012 nt
Organism: Vanrija pseudolonga
Lineage: Eukaryota; Fungi; Basidiomycota; Tremellomycetes; Trichosporonales; Trichosporonaceae
Gene: COQ4
Product: Ubiquinone biosynthesis protein COQ4, mitochondrial
Exons: 2
Coding region: 1-912 (303 amino acids)
Biological process (GO): ubiquinone biosynthetic process
Cellular component (GO): mitochondrion; mitochondrial inner membrane
Source: RefSeq, a predicted model, not a curated record